AUGAGAAACAACUCUCCAAAGAAGGUCCAACAACUAGAGACACAAAUAAAUGAGUUAAAGAAGCAAAAUGAAGAACUUUUGCAAGAAAUCGAAGAAAUUAAACAAGAAGAUGAAGAAGACAGGAACCAAAUGCAUGAUUAUGAAAUAGAGAACAUUGAUCUGAGAUCUAAAGUCUCUGAUUAUCAAAAUGAACUUUCAAAUCUUGAAAAUUUGAUUAAUUCUUUGAAAUCAGAAAAAAUCAACUUAGAAGUUGAAAACAAAGAUCUAAUGUCUCAGUUGGAGAGGUUUAAACAGGAUUAUUCCGAUUACGAAGAAAGUAUUUUGGAAUCUGAUGAAAAUAAGAGAAUUAAAGAACUUGAAGAAGAAAAUAGAAAGUAUUUGAUCGAAAACUCAAAGAUUUCUUCUGAUAUAAAUGAUCUCCAGAAAGAAAUUAAAAAUCUUAAAUCUCAAAUCGAAAAUUCAAGGUCAGAAAAGGCCAGAAGUGAUGUUGAAAAGGCUGAACUCAAGGACAAGCUCAACAAACUCAUGGAAAAGAAGAUUUGGUCCGAUGAAAAUGAGCAAAUUCAGCUUCUCCAACAGAAAUUAACAGAAUUGAGUGAAGAAAACAAGAAACUCAGGUCUGUCAACAACAAACUCAGCAAGCAGAUGAGUUCUAACUCCUCAACAUCCCCUGUUGACACGAGUAUUUCACAAAUUUUGACUCCGAUGUCAACACCACGCGAAUUGCGAAAGAUGGCUAAGACAAUUGAGAAAUUGCAGCAAAGCGUUGAAUCACAGCGCUUAACAAUUGUCGAAUUGACCGAAAAAAUCGCGAAUUUGCAGCGAGAAAACGAAACAUUGCGAAACGAGAGUUCUUUGUUAGUUGCAACUGAUUCUGAGCGAAAACUCAUUGAAGAGAACAACGAACUCAGAAUAAAGAUUGAAACAAUCACGAAAGAAAUUUCUUCUUCUUCCGAAUUAAGAAGAAAACUGACAACAGUUCAAUCCGAAUUAAUCGAAGCGAACACGAAGUUGUCGAAGGUUUUGCAAGAGAAGAGAGAGCUCGAGCAACAGAAUAACGAGAGUUCUUUCAUCAAUAUGAACGAGAACGAGCAAAUCAUUGAAGAUUUGCAGAACAAACUCGAAUUUUCUUUGAAAGAAAAAACGAAAUUCGAAAAAAGAAUUUCUGAAUUGGAACAAAUCAACAAAGAAAACCAAGAAAAAAUAGAGAGAAUGAAUGAUGAAAUUAAAGAUUUGGAGGAAGAGAAACUCUCCAAAUCAAAUGAAACAGGAGAUAUCAAUGUUUUGCAAGAGAAAGUUCUUUCUAUGCAGAAAGAAACAAUUGUAAUGAAAUCUGAAUUGAUUGAGCUAGAAAAAGCUCGUUCUACAAUAAAAGUUCUUCAGAAGAAAUUGAAUUUCGUUCAGGAAGAACUAAAGAAUUCUGGUUCUGUUUGCAACUGCAGAUGUUCUGAAGCUUUGGCUGAAGUUGUUGAAGAAUUCAAAGCUCUGAAAGAAACUGUGUCUAAGAAUUCUGUGAAUGAAAUAAUUUCUCAGGAAUUGGAGAGACAAAAGAAAGAAAAUGAGGAAUUAAAGAAGAGAAUGGGAGUGAAUCAGUCAACUGCACAGUUCGCUUCAACUGCCGUCCAAGCAAUUUACAACAUAAUGAACUCAUUGGAAGAACAACACAGAGAACUAAUGGCUGCUCUUGGUUCUCCUGAACAUGUCGAAGAUAUAAGUUCUUAA
Messenger RNA from Trichomonas vaginalis G3, 1722 nucleotides. RefSeq names its product A-type inclusion protein-related family. The transcript has a single exon. NCBI's taxonomy places the organism in Eukaryota, Parabasalia, Trichomonadida, Trichomonadidae. The record is from RefSeq and is a predicted model, not a curated record. The coding region runs from base 1 to 1722 and encodes 573 amino acids.